Molecule: messenger RNA, 1435 nt
Organism: Raphanus sativus (radish)
Lineage: Eukaryota; Viridiplantae; Streptophyta; Magnoliopsida; Brassicales; Brassicaceae
Product: nicotinate-nucleotide pyrophosphorylase [carboxylating], chloroplastic
Exons: 8
Coding region: 76-1128 (350 amino acids)
Biological process (GO): NAD+ biosynthetic process; quinolinate catabolic process
Cellular component (GO): cytoplasm
Molecular function (GO): nicotinate-nucleotide diphosphorylase (carboxylating) activity
Source: RefSeq, a predicted model, not a curated record
UCCCCUUGGGACAUAUUUGUAUUAACAGAAUUGCCACCAGGAAGGACCAAGAAACAGACUCGAGAGUCAAUUACAAUGAUCUCUGUCUCCUCCCGGUUGCUGUCGCCUCAAUUCUACGCUAUUCAAAGGAGUGUCGUGAAAAUGUCUGCUUCUGUGACUCAAGCUGCCGUUUCACACGGUUCCAUGGCGAUAAAGCCUCCUUCACAUCCCACUUACGAUUUUAAAGCAGUCAUCGAACUUGCCCUAGCCGAAGAUGCUGGUGACACAGGAGAUGUGACGUGUAUGGCUACGAUACCGUUUGAUAUGGAAGUGGAAGCUUAUUUCUUGGCGAAAGAAGAUGGGAUUGUUGCUGGAAUCGCUCUUGCUGAGAUGAUUUUUGAGCAAGUUGAUCCCUCUUUGAAGGUGGAAUGGAUGCGUAAGGAUGGUGAUUAUGUUCAUAAAGGGUUAAAGUUCGGGAAAGUAUCAGGAAACGCUCACAAGAUUGUUGUUGCUGAAAGAGUUGUGCUCAACUUUAUGCAGAGGAUGAGCGGUAUCGCCACCCUUACCAAGUUAAUGGCGGAUGCAGCGUACCCUGCACGUAUACUGGAGACGAGAAAAACUGCUCCUGGUUUGCGAUUGGUAGACAAAUGGGCGGUGCUGAUUGGUGGAGGGAAGAAUCAUAGGAUGGGACUAUUUGACAUGGUGAUGAUAAAAGAUAACCACAUCUCUGCUGCAGGAGGUAUAGUGAGUGCUAUUAGAUCUGUGGACGAGUAUCUUAAGCAAAAGAAUCUUGAAUUGGACGUGGAGGUGGAGACGCGGACGCUUGAGGAAGUGAGGGAAGUGUUAGAGUAUGUAAGUGGGUCCAAGAGUAGGGUGACGAGAAUAAUGCUGGACAAUAUGGUUGUACCGUUGGAGAAUGGAGAUGUUGAUGUCACCAUGCUUAAAGAUGCGGUGGAGCUAAUCAAUGGAAGAGUCGAGACCGAGGCUUCGGGAAACGUUACAAUUGAGACAGUACACAAGAUUGGACAAAGUGGAGUUACAUUCAUUAGCAGUGGAGCUCUGACUCAUUCGGUUAAAGCGUUGGAUAUCUCACUGAAGAUUGAUACAGAGUUGGCUCUUGAGGUCGGAAGAAGGACAAAACGAGCCUAGAAGUUAUAUAGAAGUCUCUUUACUUCAUCUUCCCAGGAAACAGAGAAUUAAUAAGGCUGAGAUAAAUGAGACAGUGAUGAAUCUGACUACAAAUAGUAAAACGUUCUAUCUUUUGUAAUAAAUAAUACUAAAAACUGUUCUAUCUUUUGUAAUAAAUAAUACUAUAAACUCUAGCUGCAUAGCGGAGACAUGUAUGAAUUACUCAUUAGCUCGCUCUCUCAAAACUCUGCUCUUUAUGUACAAUGAGAUGCAGUAACUUUGAGAAGCAGUCUAUGCAUAUACAUAUAUGUAUUUAAUUGUUCAUCAA